AAGAGAUUAAAUUAACCCAAUCUCAUGGAAAACAUUUAACAAUAAAUAUGUUAAUCGAAUCUUAAAGCCUCAUACCAAACACCCAUUGAUAGUGUUAGCUAGCUUGCUAUGAAAAUGACUUAAAGAGUAAUGAUUUACAACCUAACAAAUAUGAAACAGUUGACUUGGAAAAUGUAUUAUUGGAAGCUACUCGGCUUAAUAAACAGUAAAUAAUUAUUAAUUUGUGAUAUAAGUCUCAAUAACUGCUUUAGUAGCUCAUCAAAAAUGGAGGACUCAACAAGAAGUUUGGAAUCGCGAGAGAAAGAAGGCACCCAAUUUAGGAUUAAUUUACACAAUAAUCAUGGCAAAGGGGGCUUCCUUAGCUCCUUCUUAAUCCUAGGAACAAGUUUGGGACUAAAUAUAGCAUCAGGAGCAUGGUACUCAAACUUAAUAGUGUUCCUUAUCAGUGUAUUCAAUGUCAAGAACAUCCCAGCAACUCAGAUCAACAACAUUUUUAGUGGUUUCAUAAAUUUCUUCCCAAUAAUCGCGGCCAUCCUUGCUGAUUCUUCGUUUGGUGCCUUCGCGGUUACUUUAGUUUCCUCCCUCAUUUCUCUACUCGGGGUUUUGAUGUUCACAUUGAUGGUUACCAUUAGAAGCUUGAGACCACCUAAAUGUGAUUCAAACUCAUCCAUGUCAUGUAUACCUCCAACAACCUUGCAAUACUCGAUUCUCUAUAUUUCUCUAACACUAGCAUCACUCGGUCUUGGAGGUACGCGUUUUAUACUUGGAACUAUGGGAGCAGAUCAAUUCGAUAAGCCUAAACAACAAGCAAGUUUCUUCAAUUGGUUUGUGUUCAUCUUAUAUAUUGGUUGGAUAAUAGGUUACACCCUUUUGAUAUAUAUCCAAACUAGUGUAAGUUGGGCACUUUCCUUUGCCAUUGCUCUUGCUGCAAAUACCAUAGCUGUUGUUCUCUUCUUACUUGGAUCACGAAUUUAUCGAAAAUUUCCUCCUCAAGGAAGCCCUUUUACUAGCAUUGCAAGAGUUUUUGUUGCAUCCCUUAAGAAUGUGAAAAGGGUUAUGCCUGAAAAUAGACAAGAUUGUUAUCUCUAUGAAAGUGAGGACUCAAAACUAACCUAUGGAGAGCCAAGUACAAGUCUUAGAUUCUUAAACAAAGCAGCAUUAAUCAAAGAAGGUGCAAACUCCAAAACAAAAUCAUGGAGCCAAUGCACAGUAGAAGAAGUAGAAGACUUAAAGAAGCUAUUGAAAUUGAUGCCAUUAUGGUCAAGUAGCAUCUUACUAAGUGGUGUGAUUGGAGUUAUAAUUAGCUUCACAGUGUUAAUGGCAUUAGUCAUGGAUCGAUACGUUGGAUCUCAUUUCAAAAUCCCAGCCGGAACAUUUGUAGUAGUCACACUAAUAUCCACAGCUAUCACUUCCUCUAUUCUCGAUCGAUUCAUAUACCCGACAUACAAGAAACUAACUGGUCGGAAUUUGACAUACUUGCAAUGCAUUGGACUCGGCCAUGUUAGCAACAUCCUUGCAGCAGUCGCCUUCGCUCUAAUCGAAAGAAAACGACUAAAUUUAGUCGAAUUACAUGGUUUAACAAAACAAUCAAAUGGUGAGGAAGUGGCACCAUUUUCUGCAUUAUGGCUAGUAAUUCCAUUAGUAGUAAUGGGUAUUGGAGAAGGGUUUUAUUUUGCACCAGAAGUAGCCUUAUAUUAUCAAGAGUAUCCCAAAUCAUUAAGGAGUACAUCAACUGCUAUGAUAUCAUUGCAUAUUGCUGCUGGUUAUUACAUGAGUUCAGCAUUUAUUAAAAUUGUUGGUGAAACAAGCUCUUGGUUACCAAAUGAUAUUAAUCUUGGAAGAGUGGAUAAAGCUUGUUGGGUGCUUGGAAUUGUUGCUACUCUAAACUUUGCUUAUUUUCUUGUAUGGGCCAUGGUUUAUAAGUAUAAUGAUCAUGAACUAGACUUGGGUGAUGAUAGUUUUGCUUCUAAUUGAGUAUGAACAACUUUUUAUGCUUGUAUAAUUGUAUUGAUCUCCUAUAUUUAUAUGAGAAAUAAGGUGGAUAUGUUCAAAUUUAUUCGUGAAUUAAUAGAAUGCUUGGUUUCCUAUUUGGCUUU
Molecule: messenger RNA, 2096 nt
Organism: Amaranthus tricolor (Joseph's coat)
Lineage: Eukaryota; Viridiplantae; Streptophyta; Magnoliopsida; Caryophyllales; Amaranthaceae
Product: protein NRT1/ PTR FAMILY 2.4-like
Exons: 4
Coding region: 265-1974 (569 amino acids)
Biological process (GO): transmembrane transport
Cellular component (GO): plasma membrane
Molecular function (GO): transmembrane transporter activity
Source: RefSeq, a predicted model, not a curated record